Molecule: messenger RNA, 2143 nt
Organism: Fusarium odoratissimum NRRL 54006
Lineage: Eukaryota; Fungi; Ascomycota; Sordariomycetes; Hypocreales; Nectriaceae
Exons: 1
Coding region: 82-2070 (662 amino acids)
Source: RefSeq, a predicted model, not a curated record
ACUGGCGCCAGAGAUUUAGAGAGGACGCCUCACCCCUCUUUGUCCUUUGACUCAUUAAUAUACACUAUCGCGUUAUUCAAGAUGAUUGAAUCAACUUCGGGAUUUGUCAAGUCAUCGAUACCGUUGUAUCACAGUGCCCUUAAAUCUUUUAGCUUUAAAUGUGCGGAGUUGCUUAUGGGCAUAUUUAUUUUUAAGCUCUUCUCGCUUAUUGCUGCACGAUCAAACCAAUUCACAGCAUAUCUUAUGUUUACAGAAGACUACAUCCAGCAAUCACUCUUUAUCUCCUCCCGGGGCAUUUCGCGCGGUGGGCUAGUCGUUCUACUAUUUAGCCUUCUUAGCGUUACUUCAUCCCUCUAUGGCACACUUCUUUGGGCUUUGGAUUCACCAGGCUACAUCUUCCAGGCAACAAACACGACCGUCGCUGCUGACCAACGCCAAAGAAACGAGAACCCUCCUUACAUCAUACAACUGGCCCUAGAUCCGACUGAACUUCGAAGCACCGGGGAAAAGCUCCCACAAAUCAUUGGUGCUGAACUAUUCAAUCCGGGUCUCAACUACAGUUUAACAGGGAAAGUGGACAACAGCCAUGGGACACCUGAAGUGGUAGCGCCGACACGACAAGGGCUUGGUAUCGGUGCCCGUAUUUGGUUAGAUGGUGACGGCUUCUCAGUUUCCCCGGACACCAACGCGAUGAUGCCUUAUACUGAUACUAUGAAUAUGACUUUGUUUAGUUCAUGCAUCUUAUUUAAUGAAGGGUCUGCUGUUUGGAAUUGCACAUUUAAUAAUGCCGAAGCGCAGAGCAUUAUUGAAGGGGUAACAGGACUGCCCGAGGUUCAUUGGAACGAUGCGACUGACGAAGACAUGGAUUCACGAUACAUCAGGCCUAACAGGGCCGACAACAUUUGGGUCUCACUGGGCACAGGUGGAGGCUCAGCCUUCAUGAAUCAAGUAUUUACUGUGACCAAAGAAACAAGACGCCACACCUUUUUUCAGUCCACUUUUAAGGCGACAAUGGUGACCAAUCCCGGUAUUCCGUUUGGGCAAUAUGAAGUCGCUGACUUCGUCAACCGGACUUGGAGCACCAGCACCGACCAAGACAGUACCAAAGAAGCCAACCCUCUCAUGGGCCGUAUUAUCUACGACAUAAUGGGGGCUCAGGAUCAGGGUGCCAGUUACCAGUUUGGUGCAAACACCGCUGAUAACAACAAUAAGUCCGCUCUUCAAAAGAACUGGGGUUAUUAUACCCCGCAAGUCAAUAACGCCAGCAUGUAUUCUCUCAUCAGCAUUACCACCACAAAGAUCACACUCAUUCGAUCGGAAACACUUUCUGAGGCCCCAGAGCCUUUUGAGAAAUGUGAAAGAUCCAAUUUCCAGAACGAAGGAUUCGGUGGAAAGGUCACGCAGACUGAUUGUACUAGUUCCAAAGCUCCAGAUGUUAAACAUGGCUUCUUUGGUCAAGUUGAUACAGCUGCUGUAAUGAUCACGCGUGGUUUAGGUGCUGCUCGAUCAAACAUUAGUGCUCAGUCACUUGACGAAAAGUCCCUGACUUGGCUGCGGGAUAACUCUGGAGCAAUUGAGGCAUUAUUGACUGCUAGAGCUUACAGCGUCAGCAUCGACCCGUCACUUGUGGAACUCAGCGUUGAUAAACUCAUGGUAGCUAUGUCUAGCUUGCAGCUCUUUUUAACCUGCUUGGCUUUAGUACUUGCUGCAGUUAUCUGGAUAGGCCUCAUGUAUUCUGCCCAUGGACACUGGUCUAGCACUCUUCUGGGGAACCUGAUUCAUACUACCUCAGAAAUGAACGAAGCAAACCCAGGAUAUGUCAAGAAAGCUCCAGAGAUAACCCUGUUGCCCAUGGGUCGGAAGAAGGUCUUAGCAGUGGAUGGGGGAACGUUGACUAUAUCAAAUACCGGAUUGACGUCAAUGCAGCCUUUUGCGACUUUUGACCCAUUUCCGGGGGAUCCAAAAGGGCAUAUGGAAGUGGAUGCAUACUCCUUAAGCUAUGGCGACCAAUAUACGGGGAGACAAAGGCUACUAUCAAGUAAUGAGCCCAACUACAUGUAUAGGCGAUAAUAUUGUUGUCUCAUGUAUCUAGAAUUGCGUUUAAUAUUAGGAUAAUAUGCAAUGUAUAAAUAGUACUAGAAUG